GGCCACUGCACCAUGGAUAUAUACUCAAGUGGAGUAUAAAUGCUGGUUGGGCCAGUUAAUGUAUUUUCCUAAACCAUAAAAUGUAGGUAAUAAUAAACACAUGAUGCAGUUGAGGAACUCUGAAAGCUUUGACAAACACAUCCAUUCCCUUGUCCAGUGCCAGUAACAGCAUCAAACCUAUCAACAUGUCCAAGCUGCCCUGAGAGUAACACAUCUCUCAGGCUUGGAUUAUCUUGUCAUGUCUUCAUUAUCCCUACAUCAAUAUUUUGAAUUCCCCUCCCAUCAUGCAUGCCACCAGAGCUGCAGUGAUUCAUGGAGAAAGACCAGCACUGUCUUCUCAGCAUGACCAGGGAGGAGUGAGAAUUGAGAACAUGACAGUUUUGACCGCAUCAAUCAAUUAAAAAAAUUGGCUUUAUUUUAAUUUUGAUGAGACUAAACCUUAUUCAAUGUGUUGUGGUAUUUUGUCCGUGUGGUGUAACUAGUUUGCGGUGUUUGUUCUCCGUUAUUUUAAAAUCCAAUAUCAAUUUUGCUCAGUCUAAAAACCUAUCUGAGAGAUUCUUAUAAUUAAUCUUUGUUCCGUAGAUUCAAAUGUUUCCUGGCAGUAAUGGGCCUGAUAAACCAUUCUGGACAGCUACCAAAUGCCCUGUAACUGAUUGAAUGUAUAACCUCUUAAUAGCCUUCAAUAAAAUUGUUUCAACAGAGACUAUAUAAAUUAUUCAUGACAUUAAAUUUUAGUCAUGAUAUUUGUGGGUGAAAUUACCUUUUGUACAUUGUAAAUGUUUUCAUCUCUAAGUAUUUGACUGUCUUUGCUUAUUGCAAUGGGUUUUGAAUUUUAAUGGUCCAUGUUAAAAAAAAAGACCUGCACUGAAUAUUUGUUUUUAGGAGAGGCUGUAAAGUGCUACAGAAUAUUACAGAGCAUAAAUGCAGUGUGUUAAUCCAACUGUUGAUAAUGUGUCUACGGACCAAAUGUUAACAUGUAGUCAAAAUAUUAUCCUUUUGGGUCACGUUGAUGGCAAUUAGUAACUCAAUAAGACAGCUGAUAUCUGUCUUAAUUCUCAAACCACAGCACAACACGAGUUCAGUGCAUGAAACGUGACCUCAGCUCUGCCUCUGGAAGAAAAUAUGACACAUGAAACUGCAGGACGGAGGUAAAUCUAUAACUUGUUAUUCAAAUCCAGCUGGUGGAAAUUUUACAUCUGUGAAAUGUUAAUGGGUUGGAUUUCCUUCUUAGCAGUAUUACAUCCCAGGGAGACUGCCACAGUCUGAUUGUUUUAUUUUUAACUUAAUACCACAGUUUACAGCUGACUAUAAAAGAGACUAUUAUAUGUUUUAAAAUAUCCUUUAUUUCCUUUCCUGUUCAGAACAGAUACACAUUUGAACUUGUGUAUUAGAGUCUUAAAUUGUGAAGAAUGGAUUGAUAGGUUUGCAGCAUUAUCCAUGGGUGUAAAAAUCACGGCAAGUUUAGGUUGCAGUUAUAUUCUACAAGGUGGGAUCAUGGAAUAUGAAGGGAAUUGAAAUUUAAGUCCCACUCACAGCUGAUUUUCUGCCUAGGUACUUAUAAUACUCAUUAUCACUGCCAUUCAAAAAUACAUCAGCAGCUGUGAAGUCAAAAUAAGCAAUGAUAGUCCUGACCUGCUCAAAUUUAUACUUUAUUAAUAGGUUAGAUUCUGGGUUGGUUGGCUGCUGAUCUGCAUGGAAUUCAUAAGUUCUUUCACAAUGCAGCUAUAAAGUUAUAUUAAGACAUCAAUUUAAGACCGAGGUGAGGACUUGUUUUCUCUCAGAAAUGGUGGAAGGCUCUACCUCGGGACCUGUGCAGUUCUUGAAUUACAAAGUAUAUGUAAGUCUGAGAUAGAUAGACUUUUGGACUAUUGGGUGGCCAAGGGCUACGGGGGACUAUGGGGAGUAGACAAGAAAGCAGAGAUGAGGCCACAAUCCUGUUGAAUAGCUGAGCAGGCUUGAGAGGAAACAUGACCGACAGUGCCUUCAUAUUUCUUAAGUUCUUAAAUUUUACAUCACAGCUGAGUCUUGGGACCUAAUAGAAAUACGGAGAGGGGUUUCAAGCAGGAUGGGGCAAUUGGAUACACAAGGAUCAGCAGAUGCUGAAUCUUGCACAGAACACAAAGUGGGAGAUAACACAAUGGGUAAGGCAGCAUCUCUGGAGCAAAUAAAUAGGUGAUGUUUUGAGUUGGGACCCUUCUCCAGCCAAUUGGAUAUGUGAUUCCACACAGGAGCUCAUGGAUAACUUCAUCGCACAAAGGCCACAUGAAGGAACAAUGUAGAGGCAGAUCUAUGGGAUCGGGUAAUGUCUAAUAAGGAAAUGUAGCAAGCUGUUAAGUUUCUCUCCAUUGUGCAUAUGGGUGGGUUUUGGCAUCAAGUAUGAACUAGCUUGGCAUCUCAGUGACUCUCCCUGUAGAAUAAAUGAGCACGCCGUGACUCCCCAGCUCAUUCUAAUGAGAUUUCAGCACAUGCCAGAUCAACACAUGCACGCCAAUUCUAGAUACUAUAUGUAUUGUUGGGGAUCACUUUGCUCCAGCCUUAAAAAUAAUUGGUCAGUGCCCUAUAGAGAGACUAUCAGAUCCUCCUGUAGCCCCUUAGAUCCAAACUAAAGUGUCAGACAUUCAAAUAUAAGAGCUAUUUUCACCCAGACUAUGCAAUUAUCUAGAAGUUAUGGGAAACUUAGUCUCUGAAUGUACUCAAUAAAAGAGUGACACAUUCUCCAAUGGAAAUCAAUGGAAGAAAAUGUGGGGCGAUUGGCUGAAAUAUUUGUAUCAUUGAUAGCCACAAGCAUGAUCUGGAAGUUUGGAGAGUAGUCAACACCAUUUUUUUAAGAAAGACUAUGAAGAAACCCAGGAAGAGAGGUAGAUAGUUUCACUGGGCAUUCAGAGGGUGAAGCAUCUGAAAUGCUUGCCUUCAUCAGUAUAUUUAGAUAAGGCAAUUUAGUGUUGAAUGCCACGGGCCCAUCAAAGGUAUACAAGCUGCUGAGCGUCUACAACAUCUGGACAGUUUUGAUGGCUCUCGUGAGGAAACUGAUAGACUCUUAACCAAAGACAGCAGAACUUAUUUUGAUGAGAAUGACUUGGGGAUCUAGGAUCCAAUUAAUGCAUACACAACGUAUUAUUGGAAACUUGACUGAAGAGAAAAUUUGAAAAAAAUGACUUUACAACUUGAAGACCAAGGUUGAAUGGAAAAGCUGUAAAUUAAAGAGCCGAUAUUAUGUGGAAAGAUCACAUAUGUGGCAAUACCACAUUGCCAACCAUGACGUGCAUGGAUUCUUCGGCGCUUUCAAGCCCAGUAGGCUCAAACACCCAAGAAUCUCACCCAUUGCUCGCUUGUCCCUGGAGAGGGAGCACGAGGUGUCCACGGGGACUCUGGAUGCCUUCCGUGAACACUGUUCGCUGUGGGACGCUUGAGUGUAUUGUAUAUGAGGUUGACAACAUUGUAAUGUGAUAACUGUUUGAUUUUACUUCGGAGUCACGUGAGUGACUACGUGAAGAACCCACCCAGCGCGCAGGUGCGGCAUUACGUCAGCAGUGCAACAGCGGCAGCAGCUGGAGCCAGGCUCUCCAGCUGCAGCAUAAAGACAAGACCUCAGGUAAGUGCCUUUUUUGUAUUACAGAGUCGCUCCAGGGAGAAUUAUGGCCUCUCGAAAGCGACCAGCCAGGAGGACUGCCUGCCCAACUCCACCCGAGGACGGGUCCAUAGCUGGGCGGCAGCCUCUCGCAGCGGAGGAGCCUUUUCAACGCUCCCGCUCACCCGACACCGAGCCGCCCCCAGUGCUGCAGAUUUCAACGCCCCGCACAGGGAGGAAGGCGACUCAUAAGACCGACCGGCCGGUGUCCUCCGAUGAAUCGGAGGAACGGGAACACUCUCCCCCACCGAAAAGGGGAGACGCUCGGAUCAGCUGCAUGAGGCAGCUCCUAGAGCGAAUGAUUAACGAGGAGAUGCGGCAUCUCCCAGGAGGACGGGCUUUGGCCUCCUCCUCUCCAUACCCUUCUGUACCCUCUAUGUUCGAGGGCAGUAAGGGAGGCCAGGACUGGGCUGGCCUAUCCCAAGGGCAGGCGGAGGAUACCGUCAGCAUGCCGGGCGUGCCAGAAGAAGAGCUACUGGGUGUAGUGGGCCGAUACGCAGCGCCCCCAACGACUGGGAUGGUAUUACCACCCAGAAUGGCGGCCAGCAUAAACAGGCUGUCCAACAACCCGCUGCAGGACAAGGCCGUCCAGCAGGCCCUUGACAAUUACACAGCGCCAGAGAAUUGCGAGGCGCUGAGGGUCAAGACGGUCAAUGGGCAGAUCUGGAACCAGCUGGGGCAGCAAAUCAGGGCUCAGGAAGUCAAGAUGCAGCGAGUCCUGAAGCUCCACUCAGCAGCCGUCACCGCCUUUGCUCGGUCCGUUGGGAAUGAAGACCUGACCAUACCCCGGCAGGAUGCCCUCGCACUGAUGUGCAGCACCACCUAUGAGCUAAAUAGCCUACGGCGGGACAACAUCAGGCCUGCCCUCAACCCAACAUAUGCCGGCCUCUGCAAAGCUCCAGCGCCCGAACGAGAGGCGCUGCUAUUUGGUGCAGAUCUGGCCAAAAGGCUGAAGGAGUUGGAAGAGGCGGCCAAACCAGUAGGCCUCAUGAGGGCAGGGCCAGGACCGAGCAGGGUGAAGACACCCAGUUGGCCGCACGCCUCGGCAGCCACCAGCAGGUACCGAGCUGGUGAAAGCCUGGUGACCGCCUCCCACUACCCCCAGAGCUCUUUUUUAGAGCGGGGCCCAGGGCGGAGCCGUGGGAAGAUGCGCCGCCCCACCGCAGCACCAACACGGACAACCUUGGGCCAGACCCACCGAAAACGACCCCACAAGUAAACAUGGAGGUAGGUGGGUCUGGUUCCUGUCAACAUACACAGACAAAGGGUGUAGUAUUAACAGGAGGACGUUUGAGGUUCUUCAAGCAUGUUUGGUGCUCCCUUACUAACAAUAAGUUUAUACUCAACAGUAUUAGUGGAUACAAAAUUGAGUUCAAACCAGGCGUAGAACCGCCAGUUCAGCACAUGCCCCAAAGGGUGUUCCUUCCCUCAGCAGUUGAGAAGGUAGAAGGACAAGCUGAACUUGAUCGGCUCGUGGCUAAAGGCAUCAUAGAAAUGACCACACACGAGCCGCAAGAAUUUGUAUCAAAUAUUUUUCUCAAAACCAAAAAAGAUGGUGGACGUCGCAUUAUUAUUGAUCUGACGUCACUUAAUCAGUCUGUUGAGUAUCAACAUUUCAAAAUGGAGACAUUUGUCACUGCCAGACAACUGAUCUCCAAGGGAUACUACAUGGCAAGCAUAGAUAUCAAAGAUGCUUACUAUUUGGUACCCAUUCAUAAAGAUUAUUAUAAAUAUCUGAAAUUUAUCUGGAUGGGCCAGCUAUGGCAGUACCGAGCCUUGCCCAAUGGGUUAACGACAGCUCCCAGACUAUUUACGAAAAUUCUUAAAGUGGCCAUGAAGAAAUUGAGAGAACUAAAACAUUUAGUCGUGGCCUAUCUGGACGAUGUUCUCAUAUUAGGAAGAACACGGGAACAAGCUGUCGCAGGAGUGUUAGCCACUAAACAACUCCUUGAAACUUUGGGAUUCAUCCUUCACCCAGAUAAAUCAAUAUUGGAGCCUACUACUAACAUGGAUUACCUAGGCUUCACUAUUGACACUAUUCACAUGACUGUCACUCUGCCCAGAGACAAAAAAGUUUCACUCAUCGAAGCUUGUAACCAUUUAAUUGCUACACCGCAACCUAGGAUACGGCAUGUAGCCAGAGUUAUUGGCUCUAUAGUAGCAGCAUUCCCGGCUGCCCAACAUGGGCCCUUGCAUUAUCAAAAUCUACAAAGAGCAAGGACUCAUGCAUUACGCCUUAAUAGGGGGCAUUAUGAUCGCAAAAUGGAAUUACCCGCUGAAGCCAAAUCAGAACUUCAGUGGUGGGUUGAUAAUAUUUGGCACAGUCACAGUCCUAUCGCCGUAACCAAUCCUAACAUAACCAUUGCAACGGAUGCCAGUGCUUUAGGCUGGGGAGCUACUAACUCCAUAGACAGCACAGGUGGCAGAUGGACUAACUCAGAGGCAUCGCUACUACAAUCACUGGGCAUUAACUUCUUGGAAAUGCUCGCCGCCUUUUAUGGGCUAAAAGCAUAUGCAUCUGAUAUGCGGCACGUGCAUGUUAGGAUUAUGAUCGACAACACUACGGCGGUAUCUUAUAUCCAGCACAUGGGUGGCAUAAAAUCAGUAUCAUGCGACAAAUUAACUGCUAUAAUCUGGCAAUGGUGUGUCGAGAGACAUAUUUGGCUAUCAGCUGCCUAUUUACCAGGCAAGCUAAAUUUAGUGGCGGACACCAGGUCACGAAAAUUCAACGACAACAUCG
Leucoraja erinaceus (little skate) is the source of this 6368-nucleotide messenger RNA. RefSeq lists its product as uncharacterized. Bases 3636 to 4847 code for a protein of 403 amino acids. The record is from RefSeq and is a predicted model, not a curated record. The transcript has 2 exons. Lineage: Eukaryota; Metazoa; Chordata; Chondrichthyes; Rajiformes; Rajidae.